This is a messenger RNA of Sphaeroforma arctica JP610, 333 nucleotides long. RefSeq lists its product as hypothetical. NCBI's taxonomy places the organism in Eukaryota, Ichthyosporea, Ichthyophonida. The record is from RefSeq and is a predicted model, not a curated record. The transcript is spliced from 3 exons. The coding region runs from base 1 to 333 and encodes 110 amino acids.
AUGCACUGCGUAUCACUACCCAGGCCGAGUGUGUCUCCAUCGAACAUAGGAACUGACGCCAAGGACCGUUUUCGGUUGGGGAAGAACAUUACCAGUCGCAGCCUGCUGUCUGGAAUAUCACUGACCAUGGGAGGGGUAGAUACAAUGAGUAGUGCAUUUGGUAUCAAUGUCAAUCAAUUUGAUGCUGAAAGCCAGAGUGUAGAUCUGGGAGUGAGCGCUGCUACGCAGUCUUCGCAAGUCGAGUCGAGUUUGGCCUUGGGAUCGAGCCAGCCGAUGGGUCUAUCGCGCACCAACCAACUGGGCUAUCAGCUUUCCGCCGGUUUCAAAAGUUGA